This is a messenger RNA of Chironomus riparius, 727 nucleotides long. The record is from the annotation of a GenBank genome assembly. NCBI's taxonomy places the organism in Eukaryota, Metazoa, Arthropoda, Insecta, Diptera, Chironomidae.
UUUUAUUAAAGUUUUCCAAGUGUUAACUCUUCACUAGAACUGAGAAACAUGAAAAUAUUUAUUUCUUUUAUUAUUACCAAUUUCAUAGUGCUAAGUUUUGAAGCGGAACUGCCUCAACCGAUAUCUUUCGCAGAUUCAGUUGUUAUAGAAAAUAUUGCAUUUAUUAAAAUCGGAACGUACAGAGGAUUAACAAGCAAUGGCGCUGAAUACCAAAAAUCCUACUUUUUUCCUAGACAUUUGAUGAAAACUCCAUGGAUUGAAUCUAGAGCAGUUUGCAAUUCAUAUGAUUUUGAAUUAACAAUAUUUGAGACACUUGCAGAAGCGGAAGCAGUUUUCACAAUGGCUGAAAAUAAUAGCUACUUAAAAACAAUUAAUUCAGUCUUCAUAUUAGUUGACGCUAUGACUUUGACAUUGAAAUCAACAACAGAUUGGUAUUGGACAAAAACAGGACAAAAGAUUUCAUAUGCAUUACCAUGGAUGCCAGGUGAACCAAACAAUAUUAAUAACUUAAAUGAAUUGUGUCUUUCAUUUGGUAGAUCAACUUUGACAUCUAGAUUUGGAUUUAAUGAUUCUCCAUGUUCAGAAAUUGUUUUUUCAUUUUUAUGUCAAAAAAUUGAAUUUUUUAUGCCUUCAAAGACAAUGGAAACUGUUUCAAUUAGUUCGAAUCACUAGAAAUAAAUUAUUAACAAGAAUAAGAUUAAAUAAAUUGAAAAAGUCAUAAAAAUUA